GAGCGCUGUUAAAUUAACAGCCAACAAAAUGCUCAUAUCGGUUAUCGCUGGUGUCUUGUGAUGCAAUAAUAUUCCAAGUUGCAGCCCUGCUCAUGCAGACUAAACGUCUCUCAACUUUGCUUUCACUGACUCAGUAGACACAAAAAAAAUAACAUUCACAAAAAAGCUGAAAAUAUUCACAAAGAAUUUGUUAAGAGCAGUCAAAAUUAUAGUACACAUCAUCUCCAGCAAUCAAAAGUGCUGUAAACAACGCAAAGGUAAAACUCAAAAACAAAACGUGCGAGAGAGAGAAAUAAAACUAUAUAUUAAGAAAGAAGGUCGCAGUGACAAGUUCGGAAACUGAAGAGACGCGCAGAAGAGAGUUAGGAGUACGCUAAUGAGAGGAGAAAAGGUGCAAGAUUGCUGCGAGGAUUUCGAAUGUGCCACACGCAGUAAGUAAGCAACAACGACUCGCAUUAGAAGGAGGCACGAGGACACGCGGCAUCAACGCUUCGAGUGUCGGCGACCUCGCAACAGCCGCAGUGCCCGCAGCACACGCAAGCCAAGUCGCCCCCGGAGACAUUACACACGACGGCAACGUCGCCUGCGCCACGCGCAACAACAGCAGCAACUGCAAGCGGACUUAAUUCAACUCAACACCAGGAGCAACAACUUCAACAUGGCUGUCAAGCAGAACCUCACUGAAUCUAAUGAUGUUGCAGCAACAGGAGCAGCAGCUGGCCAAACAACGGGCAGCACAACAACAACAGCAACAACAACAUCGUCUGGAAGCACAGCCAACGGUGUGGCAAGCACCAGUGGCAAGACAGCAAACAACAUCUGCGAUGAAGGUGGCGGCGGCGGUGGCCACAGUGCCAGUGGCGAAUUGUCGUUGCCACAUGCCCGCGAAGGAGUGGAACAUCAGGGCUCCGAGGUGGUCAUAAAGAUCAAGAAGCUGUUGGAGUCACUGCAGCACACCCGACACAAGGAUCAACGGGGCCUGCUGCAAUGCUAUGUGGCUGUGAUACAACAACUCGCCCACAUCCCCAUCAGCAAUACGCCAGAGGACUUGAAACUGUUUAAAGAGGAGAUUACCAAAGUGGGCAAAAUGUUGGCCAUGCACAACAGCAAGGAAUUGCUGAUGUGCUAUCUGCACAUCGUCUAUCCGAUCAUCUCGGAUGCCAAAGCGACACCCAGCUGCGCUGUGGCCAUUGUCUUUGAGCUAUUCCAUCAGGAUCUCAUCCUUGAGGCUGUGCAAUUACUGCUCGGUCGUAAUCCGCAGUGUGAGCAGAUUCGCAAAACGGUGAAUACGCUGUGCAAAUGGCUCGGCGAGUGCAGCUUCUGCCAGAAUCUCAAGCUUUGGAUUUUGGCGCUGUUGCAGGGAUUGCGCGACCAGGAGAAGUAUCUGCUGCUCGAUCAGAUUGCCAUGGACAACAUUGAGAUGCUGUUCAUUCGCAUGCUGAUGCCAGCAUUGAGGCCCCAAGUGGCGCCCAUUGUCUUUCACAUGCUCUCGACCAUUAAUCACGCACCCGAGAUAUUCCACAAGAUAUUGCCAAUGAUACCCAAAGUGAUCAAUGCGCUGAAGAAGCAGGUCAACAUUGUGGCCAAAACAUCGACAGAUACUUAUAUCCAAGAGCUGGUGGAUCUAUUCAACGCUCUAAUGCUGCGCUUUGCUGAUAACGAUGAGCUCUAUGCCCCGCUUAAGGAAGUGCUGCGCAUGUAUGAACCAUCGCAGAAUUCUUUCGUGCUCGCCCGCGACAUGCUGGAGCAAGUGCUGCCGAGGAAUGCCCGCGUCGGUCUCGUCAACUUGGGCAAUACGUGCUACAUGAACAGCGUGCUGCAGGCGCUGGCCAUGACCAGCGAUUUUGUACGCCAAAUCCUGCUCAUCGAGAGCAACUCGUCGCUACUGCUGAAAAUGCAACAGCAGCUGGCGCUGAUGCAUCACUCGAUGCGUUUCGAGUUGACUCCAUCUCUGGUAUUGAAGGCCACACGUCCACCGGGCUUUACGCCCGGACUGCAGCAUGACAGCUCCGAGUUCCUAGGCUAUUUGCUGGAUUUGCUGCACGAGCAUGAGAUUAAUGCGCACAGUGCACACAUCAACACGGAGUCAGCGCAGGUUAAUGCUUUGAAGGAGUCAUCGGCAACGGAGACGCCGUCGUCGGAUGAUAUUGUCGCUGCUGGUGUGAUUCCCUACAAUAGCAAGGACUUUGAGCUGUGUAGUCGACCCGUGGCGCCCGCUAUUAACUGUCACAGUGCCACACCCACCAAUGUGCAGUCGAAGAAGCCACCGUCAACCAUCGAUAAGACGUUCGCCGGCAAACUGUCAACGACCUACAAAUGCUUGAGCUGCGCAUGGGAGAGUCGCAAUGAGGACAGCUUCCGCGAGCUGCAGUUAUCGUUUCCCGAUGACAAGGACGAUUGUGGUGCCAACAAUUACUCGGUGCAGGAUUUAAUUGAUUACUAUUGCUCCGCCGAGAAGUUGGAUGGCGACAAUCAAUACUUUUGUCCCAGCUGCAAGAAACUGUGUGAUGCAGAGCGUCGCAUUGGCUUUACGCAACCGCCUCGUAAUCUAAUCCUCACGCUCAAGCAAUUCAAGUACGAUCAGAAGUAUCAUUUUCGCACCAAGCUCAUGCACAAGGUGUUCCAUGACGAGAGCGUUGUGGUCAAAGUGUGCGGCAAUGAUUCGCUGCAAGAGACCUGCUCAGUGCACUAUGAUCUGUACGCUGGCGUCGUGCACGCUGGCUACAGCAUGGACUCGGGUCACUAUUUCACCUUUGCAGCCGAUCAGUCAAAGAACUGGUUCAAAUUCAACGACAGCUUGGUGACCAAUUCGCAGCCGCAGGAAAUGCACAACCUCACCUCACCCAACACACCGUACAUUCUGUUCUAUCAGAUGUGCGGCAGAUCGAGCGAAGUAUCGGACAAUGGUCCAUUGGUGCCCAUGGUACCGGUGCCCAUAGUGCCGCCCCUAAAGCUGGACGAGCUGCCGCGCACGUUGCGUGACUAUGUGAAGAAGGAUAAUCGCGAAUACACCGAGGAAUUAAAGUUGCUGCACUUUAAGCGCAAUGUGAAGCGCAACAAUGUGAGCGACAAUGGCACCAUGACUCGCAAUGGCUACGAGGGCGACGAUGAGGAUGAUCAGUCGCCGCCACCGACUGGAGGCUGCGGUGGCAACGAUCUGGGCAUGAACAUCAAUCGAUUUGUCUACUGAUUACUGUAAGUGGAAUGCUUGUCGAGACUGUGUGCAACUGGAAGCGAGAGAGACGGAUCGAAGCAGUUAAAAUGGUGGCUCCCAACAUACACAUAUGCAGCGAUAUACGUACACACCAGUUAUAUAUCCAUAUAUAUAUAUAUAUAUAUACUGAAAGAGGGAGAUAACCAGAUAUAUCUGUAUGUGUGUGUAUAUGUGUAUAUAUAGUUAUGUAUCUAUUUUAUAUACACACCCAGCGUAAUAAUAAUACGAAUGUUAUCAUAAGUAACAUUAUAUAUACAAACUAUAUAGAGCAUGCACAUAUUUAUGCAAUCGCAGAGGCAUCAUCUAACACACAGACACACACACAUAAACACUCUCACAGUCAGAUACAGAAUGUAUGUCAAGUGCGUGUUUGCGAAAUCACAGAGAAAAGUCCAUAAAAGGAAGACGCGCUUUCCAGUAACGCACUUGCACACAUACAACUACACAUUCACUCACACACACAUACACACACACACACACUAUUGUUGUCAUGUUCCUUAAACCAAACUCCAGCACAGAAACUACAAUUGUAUUUCCAUUUUACAAAAAAUUUGUUAUAAUUUUACGCAUUGUUUUUUGUUAACACAAAUUUAGUUAUAGCCUUAAAUUAACUUAAACACACUACAACGCAUAUACAAAAGCAAAACAAUAUAGAAAUUAGCCCCUCAGAACGAAUGUUAUAUCGAUAGAUACUCCGUAGUACUACUCCAAUAACAUGGAUAAUUGAAAACCAAAAUCAGGAAUAAAUCAAACACACAAAAAAACCAGCCAACUUCCAGUACUCUGGCCUCCAAAUUUCUGUACCACGCGUCAACCUAUGAUAUCUGUAUAACUUUAGUUCUUAACGCACAGCGCCAAUUUAAGAUUUGUUUAACAAAAUUUUAGGAAACAAUUUAUUAUCGGCCAACAACAAAAAAAAAAAGAGAUAUCAGCGUUGCAAGAAAUGCGCAUGUAAAUGAUUUGCGAUUUUGUGAAUUUCGAAAAUUUAUCGUUUAUGUAUUACGAAUUUUUAAUGGAAAGCCUGGUAAAAAAAAAACAAAAACAAAAAUGAAUCGUCAUCGUUGGAUGCGAAGCAUUCUAUAUAUUUAUUGCGUUAAGAUUUUGAAUAUUAUUGCAAUUAAAUUGGAAUAAUUUCAAUUGUAUUUGUAUAUGCUGUAACUUAUGAAUAUUUAUCUUUUAUAUCAAUAAGGGUAUCAAUAAAACUGAAAAACACAUCUA
Messenger RNA from Drosophila sulfurigaster albostrigata, 4432 nucleotides. It is a transcript of the gene DUBAI, whose product is annotated as ubiquitin carboxyl-terminal hydrolase 38. Gene Ontology annotation, biological process: protein deubiquitination; ubiquitin-dependent protein catabolic process. The transcript is spliced from 5 exons. The record is from RefSeq and is a predicted model, not a curated record. NCBI's taxonomy places the organism in Eukaryota, Metazoa, Arthropoda, Insecta, Diptera, Drosophilidae. Gene Ontology annotation, cellular component: nucleus; cytosol. Gene Ontology annotation, molecular function: cysteine-type deubiquitinase activity; cysteine-type endopeptidase activity. Bases 659 to 3190 code for a protein of 843 amino acids.